CCGCACACGGACGUGGCAGCCACUCUGGGCGCAACCUCUCCCCUUGGCCACGUCUUGGACGAUGCUUGGCUCUCUGGCCGACAUGCAGGCUGAGCCACUCCAACCACUACGCUACCUCAACCUCCGACGUGGGACAUGGCUCGCAAGAUGAGCAAGGAGGCUCGCUGGGACCGGCCCGGCGCCUGGCGUCUUUGUCGGUCGUUUCACUGCGAUGAUGAAGCGCCUGGAUAUAUACCUAGUAUCCUCGCCGUUGCCUCAACUGUUGACCAUAGAAACAUGCUUGUCAGCGCUAUCGUUACUGAAACAGAAUCUGAGAAUUAAACAUGCACACUUCUUACUAUUGGGCGGCAAUGCCCCUUUUGGCUGCCUCGGCAGCCGGCGCAGGCACACAGGAGUACGUGGACAACGCCAUGAGCGCCAUUCAAACACUCAACGACGAAUGGUACAAUGUACGCACGGGCAUCUGGGACGACGCAUGGUGGAAUUCGGCCAACAUGCUCACCACACUCGCCGACUUUGCGACACUCCGUCUCGACGAGGCCAAUGACCUGAAUGUCGGCGGCUACAUGCGCAACACCUUUAUACAAGCCCAGAGCGAAAAUGUCCUCACAGUCAAGCAACUCUCCGUCACAGGCAUGGUCACAUCGGCAUACUGCAUCGACGACGACGUCAAAUGCAAGACGAAGAGGCAUUUUCUUGGGAAGCGUGGCUUUGACGACUUUAUCAACGAGUUCUACGAUGACGAGGGAUGGUGGGCUCUCGCGAUGAUCAGGACAUGGGACGCAACAGGUGAUCAGGAGUACCUGGACUCCGCCGUCACCAUCUUCGAGGACAUGCAGACGGGUCUCGGAGGGCCUUGCAAUGGCGGCAUCUACUGGAACAAGGACCGCAAGUACGUCAACGCCAUUUCCAACGAGCUCUACCUCUCUGUGGCCGCAUCGCUGGCCAACCGCAUGCCCAACCGCGACUAUUACCUCACCAUCGCAAGGGAUCAGUGGGCCUGGUUCCGGGACAGCGGCAUGAUCAACAAGGACAAUCUCAUCAACGACGGGCUCGACGGCAAGUGCAAGAACAAUGGCAUGCAAACUUGGUCGUAUAACCAGGGCGUCAUCCUCGGCGGCCUGACAGAGCUGUACCGCGCGACGGGGAACAAGGAUCUCCUCCGCAAGGCGCACACCAUCGCCAAAGCGGCCAUCAAAGCCCUCGCCAACGACGAAGGCGUCCUCGUCGAGACGGACAAGUGCGAGAAGCGCAGCGGCAACUGCGGGCGUGACGGGCAGUCGUUCAAGGGCAUCUUUGUGCGCAACCUGCGCUAUCUGCACGACAUGGCGCCCGACGACGAGUUCAAGGAGUUCAUUGUCAAGAACGCAGACGUCAUAUGGGCGGACAAUCGCAAUAAGCAGAACAUGCUGGGCGUUGCGUGGACGGGGCCGUUCAUCAAGGCGACGGGCAUGUCGCAGGGCGCGGCGCUCGAUGUGCUCGUGGCGGCGAUUGGCGUGUCUGAUUGAGUUCGAUUGAGAAAAUACUAUUGGUUUUGGGAUACUUUAGAAAGCGAAGGGAGUCUUUGGAUUGGGAUAAAUGGAUGGGGGCUAGACAGUGGCAGACCAC
Emericellopsis atlantica is the source of this 1608-nucleotide messenger RNA. RefSeq names its product glycosyl hydrolase family 76-domain-containing protein. The transcript is spliced from 2 exons. Gene Ontology annotation, biological process: carbohydrate metabolic process. The coding region runs from base 324 to 1508 and encodes 394 amino acids. The record is from RefSeq and is a predicted model, not a curated record. NCBI's taxonomy places the organism in Eukaryota, Fungi, Ascomycota, Sordariomycetes, Hypocreales, Bionectriaceae.